This is a messenger RNA of Cervus elaphus (red deer), 554 nucleotides long. Its product is annotated as caltrin-like. The coding region runs from base 84 to 350 and encodes 88 amino acids. Lineage: Eukaryota; Metazoa; Chordata; Mammalia; Artiodactyla; Cervidae. The transcript has 4 exons. The record is from RefSeq and is a predicted model, not a curated record.
CACAGCCCCACCUGCAGAAGUCCAGCCCUUAGGACUCCUCUGGCCUUCCAUCCCCUGACCACUCUGCCUCUGGAGCUGUUGCUAUGAUGUUGGGGCGCAGAUCGUGGCCCGCCAUGGCCACAGUGCUGCUGGCCCUGCUUGUCUGCCUGGUGGAGCUGGUCGACGCCGACUCCAAUCCCCAGCCUGAAAAGGGUGCAAAAGCCUCCGGGGCUAAGCACAGUCACCACUCCUCGCUGCGCCACAUUCUCAAGCUGGCCAAUCGACUCGCGCAUCCUGAUAUCAAAGCUCUCCUCUCCAAAUGGCUCUACAAAGAUCCCGAGGGUCAGCACGUAGAGGGCAAAGGAGCCUAACUAUGGUGAAGACCACCACGGCCUCCAGAGAGAGGUGUGCUAAGACACCGACCCCAUUUCCGUGUUUGCUCUUGACCCCGGAACCUGGAUUCCUCUCCAGGCUUGCUGUGUCUGAGGAGUGUUCGGGGUGGGGUCCUCAUUCCCUUUCUCGGUGUGCCUUCCCUUGGGCUGGAGGGCUGUGAAUGGUCCUUCCUUGUUCCCUAA